GGAAGAGAAAAUUCUCUAUCUUUGGAAUCACCGAGGAGCAAAAGGUGCAUACAAGUUCAACAAUUCCUCCUUAGUUUUCCUUUGGUUUUAAAAAAUGAACAAGAAGAAAUUAGUUCGGAUAACAGGGGUUCCAAAAAUUGAGAACCUGGAGUCAUCUCAUGAGGACACUGUUACAAUUCCUAAGGAACAAUGGGAAGCCAUGUUUCCUAAAGGUGCAGCUCCUGAUUUCCGUAAACCCAGAACAGAACAAAUUGUUACAAAUCAGGGUACCUUAGGAACUAAAUAUGUUCCACCUGGUGCAAAAAAGCAUGUUGGUCAUGGCAAGAUUUGCUUCGAGAGACAUAAAUUGUCCAUAUCUGAUCCUAAGUCACCUGCUGAAUUGAUCGGAACAGGACAAAUUGUUGCAGAUCAGGGUACCUCAGGAACUAAAUAUGUUCCACCUGCUACAAAAAAGCAUGAGGAUCUUGACGAGAUUUCCUUCGGAAGACAUGAGUUGUCCAUGUUUGAUGCUAAGUCACCUGCUGAAUUAUUCGGAACAGGACAAAUUGUUACAGAUCAGGGUAGCUCAGGAGCUAAAUAUGUUCCGCCUGUUACAAAAAAGAAUGUGGAUCUUGGCAAGAUUUCUUUCGGGAAACGUGAAUUGUCCAUAUUUGAUCCUAAGUCACAUGCCGCUUACAGAAGUGCUGCAAAGGUUUCACAAGUUCAACAAUGUCUUCUGGACAACCUUUGGUUCUCAAAUUCAACAAAAAAUUCGAAGUGGUUCUCAGUAACCAUGAACUGUCUUAAUUAUUAUUUAGCUAACCUUGCGGUUUGCUAUCUUGUUAUGACGGGUGAUCACCAAGGAAUUUAUGCUUCAGAGCUAGAAAUCCUUAAGGUCAAUAAAAAAGAUGAACUUUAUAUCCCUUGCUCCACUGUUUCUGAAGCCUGCGAGAAGGCCAAGAAGCUUAAUAAUUUUCAAUAUUUCUCACCACAGCUCAAGCACACUGAUCUUUGUGAAGCAUACGAUAAUGCACUCAACAGCUACUCAACAAUCCAGACAGCCAAAGCAGAAGUAGAACUUAAGCUUUGGGAGACUCAACAAAAGCUACAAAUCAUGAAGGACGCCUUUAGCUCGGUAAUUGAAGAACUUUCAAACUUUGAAGUUGAAGAAGGGGUCCCAUUCUCUCAGCUUCCGGAGAUCAGAUCAAUAAUUGAGAGACAAGAAUCUGCGUACGAAAAAGUAAAGAUAAAAAACGCAGAAGACUUGAAAAAAGAAAACCCUCCAAGCGAAGCAAAGGUGGAGGAGAAAAAGGCAAAGAGAAAACGUCAGCAAUGCCAGGAAUAUUUUGACCAAGGGGGCGUAUACCUUCAAUUGGAGCCAGGUGAAAUUCUCGCUCUUAGUUUGACCAAGAGAAGCAUAUAUACUUUCAAUUACGAUGAAAAAUUGUGUUCUCACUACUAGCAUAAAAAUUGUAUCCCCACCCCAACACCAAAAAAAAAAAAAAAAAAAAUCCGACCUCAGUGUGAAUUCAUAUUAUAAAAGUAGAAGUAGCACGAAAUACUCAUUGCUAGAUGAGGUCCAAUUUGUACGCUGAACAAUUGGGAUUCUUGUGUUAGAUGUUUGAU
Messenger RNA from Prosopis cineraria, 1605 nucleotides. RefSeq lists its product as uncharacterized. Bases 95 to 1441 code for a protein of 448 amino acids. The record is from RefSeq and is a predicted model, not a curated record. NCBI's taxonomy places the organism in Eukaryota, Viridiplantae, Streptophyta, Magnoliopsida, Fabales, Fabaceae. The transcript has 3 exons.